Molecule: messenger RNA, 2397 nt
Organism: Capronia coronata CBS 617.96
Lineage: Eukaryota; Fungi; Ascomycota; Eurotiomycetes; Chaetothyriales; Herpotrichiellaceae
Exons: 5
Coding region: 1-2397 (798 amino acids)
Source: RefSeq, a predicted model, not a curated record
AUGAGAGGAUUAUCCUUCCGCUACCGGGUCCGUUUCACGAGGGCGGAUGUAUUCGUCUCUCUUACAUUGGCUCAGACCGGUUUGUGCGGAGAAGUGGAAUGGCCGACAUCGAAACAGGCCCGCCGAAGUUCGCCCCGAAUCACGGCAUGGGGUCAGUGCUCUACCAUCGGGGCAAUGAUCAAUCAUCGUGUUGAUGACCACCCCGGCGAAAAUCCCUCUGGUGUCAUUGGGCGAGACAACAGCAGGGCGACCGGCUACGCAUUAUUACGACCUACCACCGAGGGCUACGUCUCUCACAACUUCGCAGACAGGAGAUCUCAGACACUCAAUUCUGCGAUACCGGAUGGCCAGUUCCAACUCAAACUGCUCGGCCUGCUUUCUCGGGUCAGAGGCAUUGCCUUGGAUCGAGUGAGCGUCUCGGGAGCCAAAUCCAGCUCCUACAUCCCCGACAUCCUGCUAUCGUACGCUGGCGCUCUGCAGAAUGCGCAGCGACCAGCCGAAGCCGAAGCCCUGGAGCAAGCCCGGCAGAAAUGUGUCGAUGAGAAGGUCUUUGGCGGACUCGGCUUGGUCGACGCCACGGUCGAAGCAACGCCUGCUCAGGAAGCCGAGGCUCUGUUCCUUGUUGAAGCAUGGCUCGAAGCCAUCAACGCCAGGGAGAAGGCCAGGGACUACUUGUCUUAUCGACGUUCCCCAGCACCGGGCACGAGGCCUAUGAAUCUGGCCCAGAAGAUCUUUGCCCAACAUGCGCUGGGAGAGAAGCCGGCCAACAGCCUCGGCACCGCGGAUGUCAUGAUGGCUCUCGCACUGGGCGAGACGUGGUUCAAGAUCCCGGACUCGAUCCUCAUCGAGAUGGUGGGACAGCCCGCUCUGGGAAUGUCCGGCAAAGACGUCAUCCUGCACAUCCUGGGCGAGCUGAAGAGAAACACGGUCGCCGCGGAGCGCAUCGUCGAGUUCAGUGGCGACGGGCUCAAAUAUCUGUCCAUCGACGCGCGCUUCGCCAUCUCAAACAUGUGUACCGAAUUCGGCGCCAUCACGGGCAUCUUCGUCCCCGACCGCGUGACCAGCGACUAUAUUGCCCGACGCCGGCGCAAGGCCAACAAACCCCAUUCGCUGUAUUUCCGGCCAGAUCCCGACGCCGAGUAUGCCGGACGAUACACGAUCGACCUGUCGCACGUCGAGCCGGCGAUCGCUCGAUAUCCCAGCCCCGACGAUGUCGUGCCCGUGUCGGAGUUGGCGGGCACGCCACUCGACGGCGUCUUCAUCGGCGCAUCCAAGGGCAAGAGACACUACGUGCCUGGCUCGCUGCCCAUUGUCGAGAAGCUCAAGCGUCUGCACUUGCUGGAGAUUUAUGAAGCCGCCGGCUUUUCGCGAGGACCGCCUGGGUGCUCAUAUUGCAUGGGAUUGUCUGCCGAGAAGGCGAGUGAGGGAGAGACAUGGCUGAGUUCGCAGAAUCGGAAUUUCAAGAACCGAAUGGGGAAAGGUGCAUUCGGCCAUGUCACAUCUGCCAUUGUCUGCGCAGCCUCGAGCUUCGACAUGACCAUCACCAGUCCAGUCGACUUUCUCAAAGACUUGGACCUGGCCUUCUUCAAACAGUACCGUCAGCUCCCGGACUUCAACCUGGCGCCGAUCGAGUACGUCGAGCCCGACCUGAGUUCCGGAACAGAUUCGUCUCAAACGACGAACCUCCAACAGAAGGACCUGGCAAGCGUGGGUGCUCCGUCAGUCAGCGACUCGGGGAAGACGACCAGCAACGCCAACAGCAUCCCUGACAAGAUCGCCAGCAAGAUUGUCACGUUGGGCGACUUCAUAGACACCGACGCUCUCGCGCCAGGCCCCACGCUCACCACCUGCGUGACCGACGAGGACUUUGGCGCCCACGUCCUUGAAUACACGCACCCCGACUUCCGCGCCCGCGUGCGCGACCAGCACCACCAGAUCGUCGUGGCCGGCCAGGCCUUUGGCGUCGGCUCCAGCCGCGAAGUAGCCGUCUCAGCCCUCAAGGGCGUGGGUGUCAAGGCCGUCAUCGCCCGCUCCUUUGCCUUCAUCUACGGCCGGAACCAGCCCUCCUUGGGGCUUUUGGCCGUCACGGUCGUCGAGGACGAGUUUUUCCAAGCCGCCACCGACGGGGAGGAGAUUGUCUUGGACAUCCCGCGCAGGUCGGUCAGUGUCGGGGCCGGCGGCAGGUUGGGCACUUGGUCCUUCCAGUUGAGUGAGAUGGAGUUCAAUCUGACGGUGAAUCAUGGCUUGACCGAGAGCUACAACAAGUUUGGAAAGAGCAUUUGGGGGAAGUUCACAGGUUCGGGCUCGGGCAAGAACGAGGACAAGUCAGUGGCCAAGGCCUUGGAGGAGGGUGUUGCAACGGAGCGGACGAGUCAGGAGCGAAAGGUCCAGUGGUGA